AUUGCUAACGGACCACUUAUUCCAAUCUGGCUGCAUGCAGAAAUUGUAGUUCCAGUGCUCAAAUCUCAUCUGAGCAGUGUGGAUUUUGGUGAGGUACAGCGUGGUGAAGCCCGUCUGAUUGCAAUUCAACUGGAAAACCCUUCGCCAAUCGCAGUAUAUUGGAACAAACGAACUCAUCGCGAGCUGCCACUGGAUCGACUUAAAUUACGUGGAAUUGGACAAAUUGGGUGCCGAGCUGAUCGUAAGAUGAAUAAGUUCAAACAACCGCCAAUUUUCGAUGUGAUACCACUGUGUGGAGUCAUUCAACCCGGAGAGAAAUGCAACAUUCAAAUAAAGUUUGCUCCAUUGGAUCAACGUCGAUAUGAGGAACGUGUGGUAUUGCAUGUGGAAAACGCUCCAGAAGAUCUUCACAUACGUUGUUGUGGUUAUGGCUUAGAACCGCAGUUGGAGUUUGAUCAAACCAUGUUGCAAUUUGAUCCUUGUCUCCCUUAUGGUCCCGGUGAAGAACGAAUUGUAACAGUUUCUAAUCCAUGCAACUAUCCCAUUGAGUUCUAUUCCCUUGAAAUGGAUCCGGUGGCAUUUGAGCAAGACCAAAUACUCCGCUCCCUCGAUGGUUAUGAUCAAUAUGGACAAUUACUUCUUCCUCCACGGAAAGCUGGUGAAGGUUUGCCGAUGGAAAUUGUAACAUAUUGGGAAGAACAAGUAAAGCGCAAUGCAGAUCUGAAAGAAGAAACGAACGGAAAUGAUGAACUGGCUGACACUCCACAAUCUCCGAGACCUGUGUUUGACCAGUCAGUUCGCAUUCAAUCAGAAGAACUGAAGAAACGUCGACUAACGUCAACCGAUUUCUUAGCGACCACUUUGAAUCCCGACUCAACUCCCGUAACUGUCGGGCCCAGAGUAAUGUGUGAUGUGACUCCAGUUUCAUUGACCAAUGCACGGUAUCUUGGUGUGGAUCUAUCGGGUGGAACGCGACUCUCCGUAAAACGUCAAGGUAUUGCCAUCAUAUUGCACGGACCAUUGACAGCUAUACGAAAAGGAGUCGCCACUUGCUUGGCGAGUUACUAUCAGGCAACAAUUCUCAAUCUGGAUCAAAUCAUAUUGGAUGCAUUGGCCACUAGCCUAAGUGGAGCAGCUGCAACUGUGCGCGAAUUCUGUGCAGAAGCAGGGCGGGCAGUUUAUUUAGAAGCGUGCAGGAUUCGUGAAGCCGAAAUGAGGGAAGUGAAACAAUUUGACAUUGCUGAAAUACAGGAACCGGACGAUGAUCGAAAGCUCUCUGAUGCAACCGACAUUCCGAACGAAGCACUCAAUCAGAGUGAAGGAACUGGAGGGAAACCGCGUCGGGGGAAUGAGGUUGUUGGUGCAUCAGUCACGGUGAUGCAUGGACUUCAACACUCAGAUGGUGAACCUGCUAGUCGAGCUUUGCAGGGAACGAAAUCCGUCCCGCGGCGCACGUCGCACAUGUCACAUGGAGCUGUGGAUGCUCGCCCAAGUAGCCCGCCUUCUAUAGGCGCUCCAAUACCCCGUCGAAUCAGUUUGACGGGAUUUUCUUCCACUGGAGCACCAUUGGUUGAAUUUGAUAUGGAAGAAAAUAUUACAGAUUCCUGCGAGGACGAGGAGCCAGCCGAGUUACGGGAAAAUCAGUUGUACUCAACCGUGCUUCCAGAUGAUCUGGUUGUUACCUUACUUCAGGAGCGAUUUGCACAGGAAGAUUGCUUCAAGGGAAUCAUUGUGAAUGGGCUGGAAUCACAAUUUACUGAAUCGUCCCAAAAGACUGCUCAAUUGGUUCUUCGAGCGCUAGAAGAACGCCAGUUCAUUUACGCUGUUACAGUUAGGGCUGAGUUGGCCUAUUUAAAAGUACUGGAGGAAGAGAUGGAAGCUGCUCAGGCUAUGGCCAAAGCAGCUGAGGAAACUGCACGACGCCAGCGAGCACUGCAGAUGGACGAAUUCGAAUACGGUCUGUUGACUGAGGAAGAGAAAAAAACCGUGGAUGAUCUACGAACUCAGGAGCGCCGAGAGAUCCGCCACCGCGAACUGGAAGCAAAGCGAAUUCGGGAAGAAAAAGAACGCGAAGAGCGUGAGGCAGAAGCUAGACGUUUGGAGCUAGAGAAAAUGAAUAAACGUAAAGGCAAGAAGAUGGAAGAGAAGGCACCUAAACAACCCACACAGCCACAAAUAGGAGAGAUCAAGGAAUCACGAGCUACCCCUGGUCGACCUAUGUCUCGUGCGAUGGGGGAAAAGGAGAAGUCAGCUAAAGGCCCUUACGGAGCGGAUCAUUUAGAAGCGGGACACUUGGCCGCCUUCGAUAGAUUCAAAUCGUUUGCCGUGGAAUUCCAAGGCAUUUGUGAUUUGUUCAGCACGUGGGAUCGAUCAACUCAAACGCAGCGACUUAUCACCGGUUUCGAUGAUUCGAAUGAUCAGGGCUUUGGCUCCCCAAACCCUUUACAAACGGGCGCGUUGCGACGACCGAAGCCGGGAAUACAAGUGAAAUCGAAAAAGUCCGUGGUGAGAUCAGACACAUCACGCGUAGAUGCACCACAUAUGGAUUCAUUGUUGGAAACAUCGAACCCUCUUCCACCAAUUUAUUGUGAUCACCUGCCAAGCCUAACCGGAACUGACAGCAUUGUUUCAGAACAGAUAUCAGCCAAACCGACCGUAUCCGAACGUACAUCAACUGUGUCCAAACAAACCAGCCGAGGACUCACAGGACUUGGCAUACCACAUCUGAUUGUUGAUGCACAACUGGGUGCAACACCUGAUGUCAUUCACGAUGUCAAACGAGAAGUUGUUGAAACCCUAUCGUCCGUCCCGGUCCUGCGGCCUUUUGAGCUUUCUCAUGAGACAGAGUCAUGGCUGCCAACGUAUCGGGAUGAAGAUAACAAGGAAUCUCCAGCAUUUUCUCUCAUCGCACCCCACCUACCAAACGCAGAAGAAGUGUUAGAACAUUUGGGCAUUGGAUCCAGUGGUCCUCCAAUCCCGACCCCGGUCGAUUUCUCUGUCAUCCAAUUUCCUCCGGCCCGUUUGCCACCCAGGUUGGAUUCCUCGUUGAGCACCAGUCUUCAAACGUGA
Molecule: messenger RNA, 3069 nt
Organism: Echinostoma caproni
Lineage: Eukaryota; Metazoa; Platyhelminthes; Trematoda; Plagiorchiida; Echinostomatidae
Source: the annotation of a GenBank genome assembly